Molecule: messenger RNA, 432 nt
Organism: Hansenula anomala
Lineage: Eukaryota; Fungi; Ascomycota; Saccharomycetes; Phaffomycetales; Wickerhamomycetaceae
Gene: HIT1
Product: Hit1p
Exons: 1
Coding region: 1-432 (143 amino acids)
Source: RefSeq, a predicted model, not a curated record
AUGCUUCUAGGUACUUGUACUAUCUGUACUUCUGAACAAGCCAAAUACAAAUGCCCAAAGUGCGAUGUUCAAUACUGCUCAAUCAAAUGCUUCAAAUCACCAAAUCAUAAACAUGAUGAAACCACACCUGAUUCAAAACCAACUCAAACAUCAGCACCAUCUUUAGAGCCAUCAAAUGAUUCAAAGUACUCAUAUAUUUUCAAUGAUGAAAAAGUUAAAUAUAUGUUGAGUUUCAAAUCUUUACAAAUUCACCUACAAUCAAUCUAUUCAAUAAUGAAGAAUGAAUCAAUCCCUUUUGAAAAAAAAAUUGAUCAAGCAAAUGAAAAAUUAACUUCAUUAAGAUCUACAGGUUCACAAGAAAAUGAAUUAGUUGAAGAAUUUUGUCAAUACAUUACACAUUUACUAAAUAAUAAAUCAACUUCAUCUUCAUAA